AGCAGGCUGCUGGGUUCGAUGGCCUGGUGGUCCGCAGAUGCCCUCUGCCCUUACCAGCACCCGGAUAGCAUAGGCCUUUGCUCCAUCCCACACACCAAGGAUAUUUUUUUCUUCUCCGCAGCAGCACCUUCCUGAGAGACCAUGACCGUUUCGGCCUGGUCCAUAUCCAGCAUGUCGGCCCCCCAGAAGAUAAAUACUUCCCGGAGCGGUCCUCGAGCAGGCAGCCCAACUCUCGAACAGCAACCUUUCUCCCAUCCCUCGCCUUUGUCAGCUCCCAGCGGGAGAUUCGGCGCUCUCGCGUCAGCGGUGCCUCCUACAUCGAUAGCCACCCUCAUUCCUUUCCCUGUUCUCCUCCUCCAUAGCUGGCCACCAUGUCGACCCCCAGCACCCCUGAUGGGGCGGACGAGCCCAAAGACUCCCGUGCCAACCCCGACCUGGAGGCGGACGAGGAGGCUGUCCGGAGUACGGCGCGAUCCCAGCGCAUCACCUUCGAGGGCCCGCACCAGCCGGAGGGCACGCGCUCCAUCUACGCCCCAGGCGACCUGCGUUCUCGCAGUCGCGAUACCAUCCACAGCGCCCGCAGUGGCCGGAGCCUGCGCAGCAUCCCCCAGUCCCCCGCCGCAACAGGUAUCCCCAUCGAGUUCCGUACCAUCUCCUUUCAGAUCUCCGAGUCGCAGGCCGCCCCGGAGGAAGUCCUCAAGGCCCGCGAGAAGGAGAAGAAGCCGGACCAGGAUUACUUCGAGAGCCUGGACUUCCACGUGCUCGACGCCGACCGGCUGUGCCAGCAGUUCAACGUCGACGCCAAUCGAGGACUGAGCGGGGAGGCCGCGGCGACGCGUCUGCAGCGUGACGGGAAAAACAUCAUCGCACAGCACAGCGAGAACUACCUGAAGAAAAUCCUGGGCUAUGUCUUCGGCGGGUUUUGCUCGGUGCUGUGGAUCGGCGUCAUCGUCUUCUUCCUCUGCUGGCGACCCCUGAGCAACCCGCCCUCCGUCACCAAUCUGGCCAUGGCCAUCCUGGUGAUCAUCGUCAUCAUCCUGCAGGCCUCCUUCUCAGCCUUCCAGGACUGGUCCACGUCGCGCGUGAUGAAGUCCAUCCUGGGCCUACUGCCUGCGGACGCCAUGGUGCUGCGCGACGGCGCGUUGAUCAAACUACCGGCAACGGACCUGGUGUCGGGAGAUAUCGUGCACAUCUCUAUCGGCAACAAGGUGCCGGCAGACAUGCGGAUUAUCAAGAGCUCCGGCGAUGUGCGCUUUGAUCGGUCCAUCCUGACGGGCGAGUCCGACGAGGUCGAGGGUGCCACCGACGCCACGGAUCAGAACUUCCUCGAGACGCGGAAUAUCGCUUUCAUGGGCACCAACGUCACGAACGGCAAUGCUGUCGGCGUGGUCGUCCUGACGGGCAGUCGGUCGGUCAUGGGCCGGCUGGCGUCGAUCACGGCGGGCGUGAAGGAAAAGCCCACGUUGAUCCAGAAGGAGAUCAAUCGCUUCGUGGUGAUCGUCGUGGUGUUGACCGUGCUGCUCGCGGCGCUCAUCCUGCUCACCUGGGUGGGCUGGCUGCGGGUCGACCACCCGCAGUUCAUGAACGUGGUGGAUAUGCUGAACGACGUGAUGGGCUGCGUGGUGGCCUUCAUCCCCGAGGGCAUGCCCGUGGCCGUGGCCCUGACGCUGAUGAUCGUGGCCAAGCGGAUGAAGGCCCACAACAUCCUGCCCAAAGGACUGGCCACGGUCGAGACUCUUGGCUGCGUCAAUGUCAUCUGCUCGGACAAGACGGGCACACUGACCCAGAACAAGAUGUCCGUGCAGUCGGUCGGACUAGUCGACCAGGAGUUCGGGGUGGAGGAUCUGGUGAAUGCGCAGCAGAAAGCCGUUCCGCUGCCGGUGCCCCUCGAGCCGCUGUUGCGAGGGUCGCGGUUGUGCAACGACGCGUUCUUCGACCAGGAGACGAUGCACUUGCCCAUCCCCGAGCGGAACGUCAACGGCAAUGCCACGGACGCGGCGGUACUUCGGCUGGCCGAAAUGCUGCAACCGGGGGAGCGCGACGAUGAGCGCAUCCACCAGAUCCCCUUCAACUCGAAGAACAAAUGGAUGCUCACGGUGCACGAGAACCCGGGGUCCUCCAGCCCGUGUCUGAUCUAUGUCAAGGGCGCCCCGGACGUGCUGCUGCCCAAGUGCAUCUCGUACUGGUCCCGCGACGGCGUGACCAAGCCGCUGGAUGCGACAGCCAAGGAGAUGUUCUCUGCCUUCCAACAGCGGCUGUCCCGACGGGCGGAGCGGGUGAUUGUGCUGUGCCAGCGCGACUAUGCCCCCUCGGCGGCGGUGGGGACGAAUGACUUUAGCGACGAGAUCCUGGCUCACGGCGUGCAGGGGCUGACCAUCGUGGGGAUCUUCGGCAUCAUCGACCCCCCGCGCCCGGAGAUCCGUGGCACUGUGGCGGCCUGUCGCCGGGCGGGCAUCCGAUUCUUCAUGGUGACGGGCGACUUCGGCCUGACGGCGGCCGCCAUCGCGCGGGACAUUGGAAUCUUCACCGGCACGGCGGAGGCCGACACGGUGACAGACCUCGUGUCGCCUCCCGUCACGUCGGGCGGGGAGAAACAGCCGGCGCUCUCCCGACGCAGUUUGCUGGUGGAAGGCGGGCAGAUCUCAAACCUGCGCGAGGAGGACUGGAACGUGAUCUGCCAGUACGAGGAGAUCGUGUUUGCGCGGACGACGCCGGAGCAGAAGCUGCGGAUUGUGGAGGAGUUGAAGGCGCGGGACAGCGUCGUGGCGGUGACGGGCGAUGGGGUGAACGACGCGCCGGCUCUCCGCGCGGCCGACAUUGGCAUCGCGGUGGUGUCCGGCAGCGACGUGGCGAUCGACGCGGCGGACCUGGUGCUGCUGGACAAGUUCGACUCGAUCGUGGAGGCGAUCCGGCUGGGGCGGCUGGUGUUCCAGAACCUGCAGAAGGUGAUCGCGUACCUGCUGCCGGCGGGCAGCUGGUCGGAGAUCUGGCCGGUGAUCAUGAACGUGUUCUUCGGGGUGCCGCUGCCGCUCAGCUCGUUCCUGAUGAUCAUGAUCUGCGUGUUCACGGACCUGUUCCUGUCGCUGUCGCUGAUCAUGGAGAAGGAGGAGUUCGACCUGCUCAGCCUGCCGCCGCGCCACCACAGGCGGGACCACCUGAUCAACCUGAAGAUCUACGGGCAGUCGUACCUGUUCGUCGGGGUGAUGGAGGCGGUGUCGGCGCACUGCAUGUUCUUCCUGUAUAUGUACCGGCACGCGGGGAUCCCGUUCCACGCGCUGGUGUUCGCGUUCGAGAAGUACUCGGCGGGGUUCUAUGGGUACACGGAGGCGGAGCUGACGCACUUCAACGAUGUCGGGCAGAGCGUGUACUUCGUGACGCUGGUCCUCAUGCAGUGGGGGAACAUCCUGGCGGUGCGCAACAAGCGGCUGUCGAUCGUGCAGGCGGACCCGGUGCGAGGGCAUCGGCGCAACCCGUGGCUGCCGCUGGCGAUGGGGGUGUCGCUGGCGAUCGCGAUCUUCGUGACGGAGGAGCCGGGGCUGCAGCGGCUGUUCAACACGGCGUCGAUCCCGCUGGAGUUCUGGUUCAUCCCGCUGGGACUGGCGAUGGGGGUGCUGGUGAUGGACGAGCUGCGGAAGGUGGUGGUGCGGAUGUUCCCUGGGGGGGUGGUGGCCAGGAUCGCAUGGUGAGUGACGAGGGAGAAAGAAAGAGAAAGAGAGGGAGAGUUGUAGAGAGGAAAGGAAGGGGGCAGAAUCCAGGCAGGCAGGCGGUGGGGAGUUGACCAACUUUCCGCGGUCUUUUUUUUGGUGGUGCUGGGGGAAUCUGCUGCAAACAGCACAAACAGCAUAAACAGCACAAACAAUGCAAAUAGCGCAAAUAGAACAAAGUCUACAAACUGGAACCACCUGAACAACAACCAGCAACUGCCCCCUCGUCUUCUAUGUUUCCUUCUUGUCCUACUUACUUCUACCACGGUCACGAUGACACUUACAAGGCGCCGCAUUCCGCUCCUACAGAUCGAAUGAAAAAAAAAAAAAAAGCUACCAGGCACAGCAAAGAAGAAC
Aspergillus heteromorphus CBS 117.55 is the source of this 4061-nucleotide messenger RNA. RefSeq names its product cation-translocating P-type ATPase. The coding region runs from base 372 to 3686 and encodes 1104 amino acids. Gene Ontology annotation, molecular function: ATP hydrolysis activity; ATP binding; P-type sodium:potassium-exchanging transporter activity. Gene Ontology annotation, cellular component: membrane. The record is from RefSeq and is a predicted model, not a curated record. Gene Ontology annotation, biological process: intracellular potassium ion homeostasis; potassium ion import across plasma membrane; proton transmembrane transport. Lineage: Eukaryota; Fungi; Ascomycota; Eurotiomycetes; Eurotiales; Aspergillaceae. The transcript has a single exon.